Molecule: messenger RNA, 2111 nt
Organism: Centrocercus urophasianus (Greater sage-grouse)
Lineage: Eukaryota; Metazoa; Chordata; Aves; Galliformes; Phasianidae
Gene: MPP2
Product: membrane palmitoylated protein 2
Exons: 12
Coding region: 329-1966 (545 amino acids)
Cellular component (GO): cell-cell junction; plasma membrane
Molecular function (GO): protein binding
Source: RefSeq, a predicted model, not a curated record
CUGGUGUCUUUUGGAGGCAGGUUCUCCUUGUUGCCCCCACUGAGGGGGCUGGAGGGACAGUUCAGCCUCCUGCAACAAUAGGUGGGAAAUUGGGGAGGCAGCCCUUUGCAAGGAGAUGCCGUGCUAAUUGCAGGGGGGCAAUGAGGCAUGGGUGGGAGGGGGGACAUGGCGUAGAGCCACUAGCCCCCACUGAAGCAGGGCAUCCCAUCGCACCACACCAUCAAGUACCCUGGGGUGAGGUGAGGGGGAUAUGGAGACCCUAAAUCUGUCCCUGUCCCCCUCCCUUGACUGUUCCUGAGUCCCUGUAUCCCUGUGUUCCCACAUCCCCAUGUCCCCAGCCAUGCAGCAAGUCCUCGACAACCUCCUGGGCCUCCCCAGUGCCCCAGGUGCUGCUGACCUUGAUCUCAUCUUCCUCCGCGGCAUCAUGGAGAGCCCAAUAGUAAGGUCCUUGGCAAAGGCCCAUGAGCGACUGGAGGAGACAAAACUGGAGGCAGUGCGGGAUAACAACGUGGAGCUGGUGCAGGAGAUCCUGCAUGACAUUGGGCACCUGGUGCAGCAGGACAGCGCAGCAGCCGAGCUGGCCCGCAUCCUGCGUGAGCCCCACUUCCAGUCCCUGCUGGAGACCCAUGACUCAGUGGCCUCCAAGAGCUAUGAGACACCUCCUCCCAGCCCUGUUCUGGAUACAACCUUCAGCAACCAGCCUGUGCCCCCCGACGCUGUGCGUAUGGUGGGCAUUCGCAAGACGGCUGGAGAGAACCUGGGAGUGACGUUCCGGGUGGAGCGGGGGGAGCUGGUGAUUGCCCGCAUCCUGCAUGGGGGCAUGGUGGCCCAGCAGGGGCUGCUGCACGUAGGGGAUGUCAUCCGAGAGGUGAAUGGGCAGGAGGUGGGCAGUGACCCACGGGUGCUGCAGGACAGCCUGCGCCAUGCCAGUGGUAGCGUCAUCCUCAAGAUCCUGCCCAGCUACCAGGAGCCACACCCACCCCGGCAGGUGUUUGUGAAGUGCCACUUUGACUAUGACCCAGCUUCCGACAGCCUCAUUCCCUGCAAGGAGGCUGGGCUACGCUUUGCUGCCGGAGACCUUCUGCAGAUUGUCAACCAGGAUGAUCCCAACUGGUGGCAGGCAUGCCAUGUGGAAGGAGGCAGUGCGGGACUUAUCCCUAGCCAGCUGCUGGAGGAGAAGCGAAAAGCCUUCGUGAAGCGAGACUUGGAGGUGGCCCCCACAUCUGGGGCCCUGUGCAGCAGCCUCAGUGGGAGAAGGAAGAAGAGGAUGAUGUACCUGACCACAAAGAACGCAGAGUUUGACCGCCAUGAGCUGCUGAUCUAUGAGGAGGUGGCCCGCAUGCCACCUUUCCGAAGGAAAACCCUAGUGCUUAUCGGUGCCCAGGGCGUGGGGCGACGCAGCCUCAAGAACAAGCUCAUCAUGUUCGACCAAGCGCGCUACGGCACCACCAUCCCCUACACAUCACGGAAGCCCAAGGAGAGCGAGAAAGAUGGGCAUGGGUACCACUUCGUAUCACGGGGUGAGAUGGAGGCAGACAUCAAGGCAGGUCACUAUCUGGAGCACGGCGAAUAUGAGGGAAAUCUCUACGGCACCAAGAUUGACUCCAUUCGUGCUGUGGUGAACGCUGGCAAGAUGUGCAUCCUGGAUGUCAACCCACAGGCAGUGAAGGUGCUCAGGACAGCAGAAUUUGUGCCCUAUGUGGUCUUCAUCGAAGCUCCCAGUGCUGAAACCCUGCGGGCCAUGAACCGUGCAGCACUGGAGAACGGCGUGGCUAUCAAGCAGCUCUCGGAGGCUGACGCCCGGCGGACAGUAGAGGAGAGCAGUCGCAUACAGCAUGGCUACAGCCAUUACUUUGACCUGAGUCUGACCAACGACAACCUGGAGCACACCUUUGGGCAGCUGCGAGAGGCCAUGGAGCACCUGCGGGCUGAGCCCCAGUGGGUGCCUGUCACCUGGGUCUAUUAGCAUGUGUGUACACCCGAGCACACACACACCCCUCUACUUCUGUCUUGAGGCCCACCGUGAUGAGCAUGCCCUGCUCAGCACCACCACUGUAGGGAGCCUCCCCUAGGAUGGAGUGUCUAUAUUCCGGUGACACCCAGAAGAUCCC